Molecule: messenger RNA, 471 nt
Organism: Protopolystoma xenopodis
Lineage: Eukaryota; Metazoa; Platyhelminthes; Monogenea; Polystomatidea; Polystomatidae
Source: the annotation of a GenBank genome assembly
CCCAGUGGUCUGUUGGGUGUUUUGGGAAGUGAUCGCUGUCUUCGCCUUCUUACUCGCCAUAUACCCGUUCCCCAGCCAGAUGUUAGUGACUCCAUGCCAUCCAGUAGUCGGACUUCGAACCUCUUUCCGGCUAGAUGGCAUUGUAUAGCAUUGUUUGGUCUCGGUAGUCUGGAUGACCCUUUGCUUACUUAUGUAUCAGCGCCUCUGGUCACUGGGCCGUGCAAUGCGCCCUCCCCUGUCGUCACUGCUGCCUGUUCCGCUGAAAAUGGUACUAGCCCAGUUAGCUCAGAUAAACGAUCGACUUUGGUGUCACUUGGCACCACCGAUUCUUCUGCAACCCCCGCAGGCCUGUUAUUGGCCUCUGCCUCACCAUAUCUAGCUCUGCUGGGCACUGAUGGCCAUCUGCAUGUACACAGUUUGGCUCUGCUCCUCUCCAGGUUUGCUCGAGUAAGUCGUUCAGCUUUCACAUAA